This is a messenger RNA of Exophiala spinifera, 906 nucleotides long. RefSeq lists its product as uncharacterized. The record is from RefSeq and is a predicted model, not a curated record. The transcript has 2 exons. Lineage: Eukaryota; Fungi; Ascomycota; Eurotiomycetes; Chaetothyriales; Herpotrichiellaceae. Bases 1 to 906 code for a protein of 301 amino acids.
AUGUCAGAUCAGAAUGACCCAACACUCUCGCCUCCCCUCCGUCCAUUCCGAACCAAAGAUGACCUGGACGAGGAAGACAAGGACGAACUGGAAAUUCUGAUAGAUCGGCUCACACUCUCCUGCGAUAACUUGGCAAAAGCUAAACCGGCCGGCACCAGAAGACGAUUUGGUAGAGAUGACAGAAAAGACCUCGAGACCGACCUGGAAAAUUUGUUUGUUUUGCUCAACGACUGGUUGUCCAGACCAAGAGCCAGCACUACAGCGAAAAUUCAGAUAUCAGAGAAAGCCAAGAAGUCCAGCCUUCAACUUUUUUUUCUUCUCGAGACAUACGAGAUCGUUACAGGUGCAGGCAUUGUUCUAGGUGAUGACUUCGUCGAGAAGAUCUUCUCGGCGGCUGUCGACUUCGUGGCGGCUCUGGAGCUGGAAGAAGUACUCUUGGACAACGGAGAAAUGUGGAAACCUGCCUCCAUUGAGCGAUGGGAACCGAGCGUGCACGGCCACGAACAAGAACACUUUUCCUUUUCAGCACCAACACCGGAAGAGGCGGCAAGAGAGAGAGAGGAGGCGAGAGCGAGAAUUGAGAGAUUGUUGCAGGAGCAACAGCGCAGCCUACCUCGGCCAGUCAUCAUGGAUCGAAUUGAUGUCCACACAGACACAGUCAAGAAGAAGAUCACAGACAUAUCAAAGGAGCAGGUGAACAAGGAGGCACACUAUCAUGGCAUGCUCGGGAAGAAGUGGCUUGAAACAGCCCAAGAGCGGCUAGAGAAUUUGGGCCGGGUGGAGAUCGCGGCGAACGAAGAGCCCGAUGAAACCUUGGCCGUCGAUCACGAUCGUGCUGGAACGCCAGAUGACGAUGAUUUGUUGAGAUAUCCAGAUGCGGAUUACGUUCCUAGAAAGGAGGAGUAG